AUUUGGGUUUGAAAUCAUAUUGGCCUCGAUUUAGCUCCAUACAAGUCCAGUCUCCGCAGACACGAGCCUCCCGCGCGUCACGGCGCGCCGCAGUUGUAGCGCAGAUGCGCGCGCAGCCUCUUGGAUGCGGUCGGGCGGUUACACCCUCGCUGGAAAGGUGGAUGAGCUGGUUGAGUGCGGCUCGUGCCUCCCGCCUGACCUGACGGGGGCUUGUUGUGGCUUCAGCCAUGACUUCAGUGUGGAAGCGCGUGCAGCGCGUGGGAAAGAAAGCCUCCAAGUUUGAGUUCACGGCCACUUUCCAGGAGCUGCUCUUAGAGUGCUCUCAUAAAUGGCAACCAGAUAAACUGAGGGUGGUGUGGACCAGGAGGAACAGACGUUACAGCACAAAGCUCCAUGGCUGGCAGCCAGGCAUAAAGAACCCCUACAGAGGGCUGGUGGUCUGGCAGCUUCCAGAGAGUCUGAGCAUCACCGUCACACUCUUCAAGGAGCCUACUGCAAAAGAAUUUGAGGACAAGGACUGGAGUUUCGUCAUUGAAAACGAGACGAGAGGCCAUAGAAAAGUGUUGGCAUCAGGCGAUGUGAACAUGAAGAAAUAUGCCAGUGACACUCCAGCUACAUUCGACGUCAUCCUGAAACUCAAGCCUCUGUCUGUGAAGGUGGUUGAAGCUACACUGAAGGUGACCCUGUCCUGCAUCUUCCUAAAGGAAGGCAAAGCCACGGAUGAAGACAUGCAGAGUCUCGCUAGUUUGCUCAGCAUAAAGCAGAGUGACAUUGGCAAUCUGGAUGACUUUAAUGACAGCGAUGAUGAAGGCAGUAAGGAGAAAAAGAGCGGCUUUGGAACUGGACAAGAAAUUCAUGUGAUGGAGUAUAGCAGACAGCUGAGCACUCUUAAUGAAGAGGACCCUCAACACACAGCUUUGGACCCCCCCAUCCCCAAGUCACAGCAGCUUGGAGUUUCAAACUGUGAACAGGUCAGAAGUGAAGAGCUCAAGUCGUCAUCAUCAGGGAGUUUGGAAAAAAGAGAAAACUCCCUUUCCCGACCCGUGCCUCUUCCUCGUGGACAGAGCCAACGCUCCGAGGCUUCACCAACGGGAACACAAUCAGAACCAACCAGAGACGCAACACAGUCGCAGAAAAAACAAAGAGAUAGUUCUGCUGCUUUGGUAACGUCCAGUCAGUCUCUGCUGAAGUGGUGUCAGGAGGUCACAAAGGAUCACAAGGGAGUAAAGAUCUCAAACUUCUCCACUUCCUGGAGAAAUGGUCUGGCAUUCUGUGCUAUCCUGGACCACUUUCAUCCAGAAAAAAUAAAUUACAAAAUGCUGGACCCAUAUGACAUCAAGCAAAACAACAAAAAGGCCUUCGACGGCUUUGCUGAACUUGGCAUUUCUCGCCUGCUGGACCCUUCAGACUUGGUCCUGCUGGAGGUGCCCGACCACCUGAUUGUUAUGACCUACCUCAACCAGAUCCACACCCAUUUUACAGGCCAGCAGCUCAGCGUGCUGCACAUAGAGAAGGACUGCAGUGAAACCAGAUAUGCUGUAGCAGACAGCAACGACACCCGGGCGAGCCAGGAGGAAACGUUUCAGUACUGCAUCCAGAGACUCCAGGAGGAGGCGCAAAGUUCUGAGGGAACCGGGACGGAAAACGCUCCCGAGAAGGCAGGCAGCAGGAGCAAGGACGUGGCUCCUCCUUCUGAAGCUGAACAAGUUCCAUCAACAAGUACAGCAGGAAGUACUCAGCACCCAGUGCCACGAGCGAGGACUCGCUUCUCAGCCAAGUCUAGCUUCAUCCGAGUUAAAGACGCGGAUCUCGUUAAGAAGCGCAGAUCUCAGCAAAGCUCAUCCUUUGAUGGAGAGCGUUCAGUGAGUUCUGCAGAAGAAAGCCGGAGGAACUCUGAAAGUGAUAAAUCGCUGAUGCAGCUAAAACAAGAAGGACAGGAGCCAGGACAGUAUGUGUCAAACCAGAUGAAAGCCCUGGAAGCAGAGCAGAACCGGCUGGACAGCAGAGCUGGAGUGGUGGAGACCAAACUCAGACAGUUGAUAGAAACAGGCAGUGACGCGGUGGAGGAGGAGAUGCUGAUUCAGGAAUGGUUCAGCCUAGUCAACAAGAAAAACGCUUUAAUCCGGAGGCAGGACCACCUCCAGCUCCUGCUCCAAGAACAGGACUUGGAAGAAAGACUGAAGCUGUUAAACAAAGAACUGAGAGACUUGAUGGCUAUUAAAGAGUGCCAGAAGUCUCAAGCACAUGCACAGAGAGAGCAGCUGCUGAUCCAGGAGCUGGUGUCUCUGGUCAACCAAAGAGACAAGCUGGUUCAUGACAUGGAUGCUAAAGAGAUGGGAGCACUAGAAGAGGAUGAACGCCUUAAUCGAAGCCUUGAGGAGCGGAAGAUCAAGUAUUCUCAACAACAGGAAGACAAGUGUGUCCUACAAUGACUGUUGCACCCAUUAUUGUCACCGUUUUACCACUAAAUGCUGUCCUGUUUCGUACAAAUUCUUGGUAAAUACAACAUUCAUUCAUUCA
This is a messenger RNA of Oryzias melastigma (Indian medaka), 2520 nucleotides long. It is a transcript of the gene ehbp1l1a, whose product is annotated as EH domain binding protein 1-like 1a. NCBI's taxonomy places the organism in Eukaryota, Metazoa, Chordata, Actinopteri, Beloniformes, Adrianichthyidae. Bases 228 to 2432 code for a protein of 734 amino acids. The transcript is spliced from 19 exons. The record is from RefSeq and is a predicted model, not a curated record. Gene Ontology annotation, molecular function: protein binding.